Molecule: messenger RNA, 1652 nt
Organism: Sodiomyces alkalinus F11
Lineage: Eukaryota; Fungi; Ascomycota; Sordariomycetes; Glomerellales; Plectosphaerellaceae
Product: peroxidase manganese-dependent 1
Exons: 2
Coding region: 133-1326 (397 amino acids)
Biological process (GO): response to reactive oxygen species; hydrogen peroxide catabolic process; cellular response to oxidative stress
Molecular function (GO): heme binding; peroxidase activity
Source: RefSeq, a predicted model, not a curated record
GUCUAGAACCCUUCGUGACCAUUACUGAGGCUUCUUGAAUCGGUGACUUGCAUACAUCGGUAUCCCAUCUAGACUCUGCCUUGCCUACUCUCCUUGCGCUCCUACAGCCUUUUCUUGUCCGUCCCACCCACAAUGAGGGCCUCAUUCCUUCUAGCGGUGGUCUGCACGGCAGGCUUCACAACAGCCUUCCCAGGAAUGGACAAGACCAUGUCCGAAAUCCAAGCUCGACAGGGCGGCAGCGGCCCCUCCACCGCCCUACUAGGCGACCUCGUCCACCUCUCCGACCGCCAACUCACCCGCACCGGACGCGAGAUCAAGGCCAUUCUCCGCGGCACCGGCAACCCGCAAGACCUGAUCUCGCACGCAUCCUACUUCCUCGGCACCCCUCCCCUCGGCUCGUGGCUCUGCAACAUCGACACCUGCUGCGUCUGGAAACACAUCGCCGACGAGAUGGCCCCCGCCCUGACCGGCACCGCCGGCCGCUGCAACGACCUCGCCCGCGCCCUCAUCCGCCUCGCCUUCCACGACGCCGGCACCUGGGACAUCCACUCCGACGGCACCGGCGCCGACGGUUCCAUCGCCCUGACCGACGAGUGCGACCGCACCCCGGAGAACAGGGGGCUCGGCACCGCCUGCGACCAGGUCCGCACCUGGCACGCCAAGUACGCCAGCCACGGCGUCUCCAUGGCCGACGUCAUCCAGUUCGCCGCCCAGGUCGCCACCGUCGUCUGCCCGCUGGGCCCGCGCAUCCGCUUCUUCGCCGGCCGGAAGGACGUCGCCGUCGCCGGGCCCCGGGGCCUGCUGCCGGGCCCCUUCGACGACGCCGACCGCAUCAUCGACAUGUUCGCCAACAAGACCAUCUCCGCCGACGGCGUCGUCGCCCUCCUGGGCGCCCACAGCGCCUCGCAGCAGCACAGCAUCGACGUGGACCGCGCCGGCGACCCGCAGGAUUCCACCCCGGGCGUCUGGGACACCGAGUACUUCUCCGAGACCCUCGACGACGACGCCCCCGCCCGCGUCUUCAAGUUCCAGAGCGACCUCAACAUCGCCAACGACCCCCGCACCCACGCCACCUGGCGGUCCUACGCCGAUCCCUCCGCCCAGUCCAGCUGGAACAAGGCCUACGCAGCCGAAUAUAUCCGUGUCAGCCUCCUCGGUGUCCCCGAGCUCAACUCCAUGACCGAGUGCAGCCGCGCCCUGCCCCCCUCCCGCGGCUCCUUUGACGCCCCCGACCAGUCUCAGCUCGACCGCUUCAUGCAAGGUCUCCUGGACACUGCCACCGACCUCCUCUUCAACGGCGACGUUAUCCCUGCAGAUCUGCAGUGAUGAUGGGCUCCCUUUGUCCCUUGACUACUGGGCCAGUCUAACAGCCCCCCCCCCCUUUUCUGACGAUUUUAUGUACAUAUUUCGACUUGUAUUUUGGAGCGCAUUUGGGAACUUGCAUUGGCGACACAUCAGGCGUUUGUACAACACAUGCCGCAUUGCCCUACGGAGUUUAUAUAAGGGCAUAAUCUUGGGCUAUAGAACUCGGGACCGUGGGUAUGGGUACAAGGGAUAGAAAAUUGGGAUAGAAAUUCGGAGUUUGUUCUGGGAAAGGACUUGUUUAUUUUAUAGAUCAUCUCGAAGCGAGUUACUUUGCUAGUCUAGCGAAC